Molecule: messenger RNA, 2211 nt
Organism: Candidozyma duobushaemuli
Lineage: Eukaryota; Fungi; Ascomycota; Pichiomycetes; Serinales; Metschnikowiaceae
Exons: 2
Coding region: 1-2211 (736 amino acids)
Biological process (GO): karyogamy involved in conjugation with cellular fusion; nuclear membrane fusion involved in karyogamy; lipid metabolic process
Source: RefSeq, a predicted model, not a curated record
AUGAUCGUUCUUUUCUUCUUUUUCAAUUUCGUUGCUGCCGGCUUUUUCUUGGAACACGAGACUCCGGAGAAACUUACUACGGAGGUGAUUUUGUCUCAAUGUGCCCAUAGAGCGCUUGAAGAUGUCAUUGAAGAGUGUGCCUCAGGUGGGGUGGAGGGCCUUAGUCCUAAUAUGAGAAAAAGGCUGGCCGUUCUGCUCUCGAUUUGUGAGUUUCAAGACGCUGGAGUGGAUUAUCCUGACUCGUGUAAACUGUUGCAACUGGACGCUGAAUUUCACCAAUGUGUCCAAGAUCUUAGGAAGACUUCUCAAUUCUGGACCACGUAUCUGGGAAAUUACCGAAAGAUUAAAACUAUAUGCCACGAGGAAGCUAUGCCGUUUUUUAAGGAACAUGUUUUGAAUCUUUUCAACAAUAUCACGAGGGAUUAUGCAGCGUUUUAUGAAGCAUCUUAUGAGAGAUCUCGCGAUGUCGAGGAGCACCAAAAGGAAGUUCAUUCUUAUUUUUCCAUCUUGUUUGAAGAAUUUAAGCUGAUGAUUGCGAGAGCUAGUCGAGAAAGAAAGGAAUGGGAGACCGAUGCAGCGAUAUUCAGAGAAAGAAUGCUCAACAUGUUUGAUGAAAUACAACAACACGCGGAGACAACGGCCAAUGGCACGCACGCAAAACUCCAUUUAAUGUCGGAGAAAGCUUCGUCUCUGCUCGAAGUGGCUCAAGCCCAACAUGACCGAGAAGCCGAAAUGUUUGCAGAAGUUUCGAUGCGGUGGGUCGAUUUACAAACAACGGUUUUCAAUGACAUGUACAGUAUUGUUUCCACUAUCAGAAGUCUUAAGGAUCUGAUAAGUGAUAUGGAAUCUAAAGAACUGGGUCUUCAUGGCUUACUUGAUUCCAACUUACAACUAUCCACCGAAUUCCACCAUCGCAUCAGGGGCAUUGAAUUUGACUUUGAGCAGUAUUUCGAAUUGCAGGGUACAAGAUUGCUGCUGAUGAUCGACGAGGCAAUAAACAAUUUGAAUUCCCAUUUUGAGUACUCCAUAUCUCAGAUCGAAGAUAGACAUCUUGCGCUAGAGCAGAAUAUCGAGGAAUUCGAUGGUCUCAUGGUUUCACUGAAGCUGCAACUUGAAGGUCAUUUCUCAGAUCUCCAUGGCCAGAUCAAUUCCUUGAUUGUGGAAUUCAAAUCGUCAAUGCUAUUUCCUCCGGCAUUAACGCCGGAUACUUCCGAUGUCAACACACCUCAGCCCAUAGAUCCAAUUAUCCACCGCAACAUGUUCACUUAUGCACAUCUUAUUGACAUAUCCUAUUGCAUAGACAAGUUCCAUAAGAUCGAUGAUCCGUUUGAUUGUGCACUCGACUGCUCCAAACGCUUCCCCAAUAUGACCUUGGUCCAUCAGUGGUACUUCGAUGACGCUGUAUGCGGAUACAUCGCAACCACAUAUUCAGACAUCUUUAACUACGAGAAACCAUCCAUUUCUCUGAACAGAAAGAAGACCAUCGUGGUAUCCUUGAGGGGAACAAGAUCGCUUAAUGACGUCCUUGCUGAUAUAAGAGUGGACAUGGUGCCCUAUCGCAACCUCCACAAACACCUACCGUAUUGCGGUGAGAAGUGCAAGAUCCACGAGGGGUUUGCUGCUUAUUACGAGAAUACCCUUCAAGCUAUCCACAAAAAGCUCAAGAAAGAGCUUACUUCUGCCUCGACGGAAGACUACGAGCUCGUUAUUGUGGGACACUCAAUGGGAGGCUCUGUGGCCCUUCUAUUAGCCCUUCAUUUCCUCGAUCUCGGGUUCGAUAAGCUUUCCUUAGUGACCAUGGGCCAACCUCUUGUUGGAAAUAGUGAUUUUACUACCUGGGCCGACUAUGUCCUCGGAAGCUACCUACCAGUGAAUCACGGUUCGUAUGAUCGCAAGUUUCUCAGGGUGAUCCACAAGGGCGAUCUAGUUACGCAAGUACCUUCAACUAGCUCCAACUUUCUUGACGAGUUUACGCAAUUCCAAAAUCAGAUCUAUGUGAAUGUUACUGGAAGCGAAACACAUCCGUCAAAUAGCGAGGUGGUCAAUUGCUUCUCCGGGACCAAUCCACACUGCAUUACUGACGACUUUGGCAGGCCCAACACCGGCAGUAUCAUCUUCAGAAACUACUACGAGGCGCAUAACACAUACUUCAGAAAAAUCGGUCUCUGUGGCUUACGGAUGCACGAUCACCUUCCAUUUGGCAUCAUGUGA